Messenger RNA from Talaromyces atroroseus, 675 nucleotides. RefSeq lists its product as hypothetical. The record is from RefSeq and is a predicted model, not a curated record. The transcript has a single exon. NCBI's taxonomy places the organism in Eukaryota, Fungi, Ascomycota, Eurotiomycetes, Eurotiales, Trichocomaceae. The coding region runs from base 1 to 675 and encodes 224 amino acids.
AUGGUCCCUCCUAUAAUUCAAGACCUAUACACGUCCAUGAUUCACAAACAUCGCGACAUUCAGGCAUUCCACCUUUGGCUGCGUCUGCUUGAAGAUAAUCUCGUGCCUAAUAUCAGGGGCCUGACUGUGCAUUACCGUACCGUCCCUUCGACAAGCGAUGACUAUGAUCUCGUCCGCAUAUCCUUUCACGCGAAUCCUGAAAAGGCGCACAACCGCAAGACACAAAUCCAAAUCCUUGCCUUUUCUCUCCCUUCUACAUCACCGUCUUCGUCCUCCGGGGCCUCUUUCUCUUCUACUGAUAGAUACAACGAAUCGCCACCGAAAGGGUAUCCGAUUCCUUGGGAUUCUUUCCUUGAAGAUGUGGAAAACCAACAUCGAAUAAUGCAUUCCAAGGGCGAGCUAGAUGGCGACUACGACUGCUUUGUAGUGUUUAAGCAGUAUGCAAGACUCUAUGCCCUACGAGGUGUAGAGCAUGCUAAUAUCAGGGAGUGCUGGGUGAGUUUCGGUGCAGAAAAGAUGCAGAGCCAGGGUAUUCAGCCUUUGUGGACGGAUCGAGAUGAUUUUGGUCCUUUGUUUGAGUUUAAAACGCACUACACUAUGAUUAUGCAUUUGCUGAGGGCUUUUGCUUGGAAUAUCAAUAUUCCAUAUGUUUUCAGAUCUAGGCCAGCACAGUGA